GGAGCACCUGAAGGCAUCAGAGGUUGCCGACAAACGAAAGUGAACUUUUCCUGCUCGCUGCCACUUGAUCCUGAGAGAGAAGCGACAUUAGAACCUGAGCGCGGUGUCUACACGAGGACAGUCCACUGGGUACCCGGUCUCAUCAUGGCGCAUUACAGAGCUCCAGACACCAAGAGGGAGCAGUUCCGCAGAUACUUGGAGAAAGCUGGGGUUGUGGACAGCCUCACCAGUGUACUCGUGGCUUUGUAUGAACAACCUGAAAGACCCAGCAAUGCUCUGGAAUUUGUGAAGCAGCAUCUGGGAGCUGUAGGCCAGACCUCGGCCGACACUGAGCCUCUGCAGCAGGAGGUGAUUGACCUGAGGCAGAGGUGUGCGCGUCUGGCAGAGGAAAACAAAGACCUCAAAACAAAGCUGCAGCGCUAUGAAGCUGCGUCCGAAGCUGGACCCCCAGCUGAAUAGACCACAGCAGAGAUUUGGUUUAUACACCUGCACUUUAGAUUUCAAGACAACACUUUCAUGAGACAGCCAGUGUUUGUUUUAUGUAACCUUGCUUGGGUUUUUUGUUGUAAAUCUUAGAAUAUGACUUAUUCUCUACAUGUACAUAAGUUGGUCUUCUUUUUUUACAAGACAGUGUUUCAGAGGCCUAUUGAAAAGGUUCCAUAAAUAAUAUUUGGUCAAACUGCUGAUAGUAUGUAUAUAUUUUCUUCAGUUAUGGUUCAGAGGCACAAACAGUGUGUGACCCGUUUAAACUUUAUUUUAAAAAGCCUGCUGUGAGUGAACUGUUCUAAAAAAGCUCUAAAAUAAAGCACAGUAUUGUAAUUAA
Molecule: messenger RNA, 823 nt
Organism: Pleuronectes platessa (European plaice)
Lineage: Eukaryota; Metazoa; Chordata; Actinopteri; Pleuronectiformes; Pleuronectidae
Product: c-Myc-binding protein
Exons: 5
Coding region: 145-459 (104 amino acids)
Biological process (GO): regulation of DNA-templated transcription
Cellular component (GO): nucleus
Molecular function (GO): transcription coactivator activity
Source: RefSeq, a predicted model, not a curated record